This is a messenger RNA of Funneliformis caledonium, 122 nucleotides long. The record is from the annotation of a GenBank genome assembly. NCBI's taxonomy places the organism in Eukaryota, Fungi, Glomeromycota, Glomeromycetes, Glomerales, Glomeraceae.
GAAAACAGGUGUUAAAGAAUAGUACACAAGUUAAUGUAAUGGAUAAUAAUGAAGUAAAGGGUCGGAAGUGUGGAAAGUGUAAGAGAUAUGGACAUUAUGCAAGAACGUGUCAAAAUAUGUAA